Molecule: messenger RNA, 1029 nt
Organism: Anastrepha ludens (Mexican fruit fly)
Lineage: Eukaryota; Metazoa; Arthropoda; Insecta; Diptera; Tephritidae
Exons: 3
Coding region: 1-1029 (342 amino acids)
Source: RefSeq, a predicted model, not a curated record
AUGGGUUUAAAGGUUGUCCAAAUUAAUCUGCAGCAUUCACAGUGCGCAACGGACAACCUAACCGUUCUCCUGGCGGAGGAGGACGUGGAUAUCGCAUUAAUUCAGGAACCCUGGGUGCGGAGCACCGAGGAUGUGACGGCUGUUGAGGUGGAAGCCACUGACGGAGUCACAAUAGCGCUUGCCUCUAUAAACAUGGCACACGAAAGACCAACACCGCCGGAGGAGGCUCGUAAGCUUGUGCAGGAAAACCCAAACAAAACCCUGCUUCUCGGAAGCGAUGCCAAUGCAAGGCAUGCUCCAUGGGGAAGCCCCGAAACAAACGACCGAGUGAACUACCAUGAAAAUCUGAACAAUUCAAAAGGUACAAUUUUCGCACCUUGCUUAAACAAUGUGGACGAAAAAGGGAUUAUUGAAAAUAUGAGCGCACAAAGUGUCACAGACGUUUAUAAAUUUUCAAAACUGGAAAAUUGUGUAUCACAAUAUACAGGAACCGUACUUCUCACAUUCAACCUCUUCAAGCUCCCAGAAAAAGUCGAAGUAUCGUGGCAUAUUGCAAAAGUCAAACCUUACUACCCAAAUCCCAUGAGGUGUAAAACCUGUCAGCUUUUAGGGCACACAGCUAAACGCUGCAACAAUGCACCCUGUCAAUCAUGCAAUUUCCCCCCACACCCACCACCAUGUUCACGUAUCUACUGUGCAAAUUGUGCAGGCGAUCAUCCAUCCUCUUCUAAAUCAUGCCCAAAAUAUAUGCAAUCUAAAGAAAUAUUGAAAAUCAAAUGUCAAAACAAAUGCUCAAUGUGCGAAGCACUUAAACUCUACAAGGAACAGACACCGACCACACUCAGCGCCUCAUUUGCUGCUGUUGUAAGCGAGUCCCAAAAUCUGAGCAAGAUCGAACAAAGCAAAACUAAACCCCCUGCCACUUUAGCACCUAGCCCAUCAUGCAAAUCACCGAGCACAGCUUCGCUCAAUGCUCACUCCGACACCUUAAUACAACCGAACUCAACUUCAUCCAACACCACAACAUAA